Penicillium brasilianum is the source of this 2110-nucleotide messenger RNA. The record is from the annotation of a GenBank genome assembly. NCBI's taxonomy places the organism in Eukaryota, Fungi, Ascomycota, Eurotiomycetes, Eurotiales, Aspergillaceae.
AGCACAGUCAAGUCAUCCCAACCUUUUCGAGCACGAAACCCGUAGGGUGUUGCAAUUACCAGUCAUGCCACCCGCUCCGUCAGCUUCUCGCAGACCUUAUCGAUCUCACAAGACUCCGGCCUGUGAUCGCUGCCGCCGGUUCAAAAGACGAUGCACCGGCGGUGGACCGGGCGAUCCCUGCGUGCUCUGUAAAUUGCAAAACGUCCCCUGUCAGCCAUCAGAUAUUGCAAAGACCCAUACACCAUCACGUCGGUCCUCAAGGACGGUAUAUACACUACCAAGGCGGAACCAGGUCCAGGAACAGCAUGACACUCAGAAUCCCACCCAUAGGACCCCCAUUCACCCGAAUGUGAGGAACGGUCUUGGCGACUCGGAAUCGAAUGAUCACAAUGCCAUUCAUUUGGGUGAUGCCAGGGCAGAUUCAUCUAUUGUGGUGAGCCCAGUUCUCACUGAAGACAUUCAAGCACUGGAACGGUACUUCUCUUCUGGGGCUCCUACGGGAGAUCCCGCGCUCGUUGCAGAUGGCGUGGAAAAAUCCUUGGUGUAUAUGAGGGUGCCUCGAAAACGGGAAGGUCUGGCCAUGGCAAAAAAUCCGGGGAAAUACCAGAAAGAAGUUCUCUGGCAGAUACUGAGGCCUUUUGCCAAAGAGCUUGUUCGGUUGUACUUUGAAAAGUUUCAUCCUGCGUUCCCAAUUCUGGACCAAAAAACGUUCCUCGAGAUAUACGAACGCAGUGACAAAAUUUCCUCGCCUCUGUUCUGCGAGUUCUUCGCUCUGUCUCUGACACUUUGGGACCAUUCAGAUGUUCUUAAACAAUAUCCCAAGCCCGAUCCCCACUUUAUUUGGAAUUUAGCCGUGGAGUCUUUACAACAAGACUUUCUAGCACCAGGCCUUUCUACCAUUUACUCCGUUCUUUUUGACAUGACGGGACGACCUAUCUUCUCGAUUCUGGGUAAUACUAUCAAUAAUGGACGAGCCGUGGCGCUUGCCCGAAGCCUAGGGCUUAAUCGUGACCCUACAAAUUGGAGGCGCCCAGAAAGUGAAAAGGUUCUUCGUAUCCGACUUUGGUGGGCAAUUCUGAUUCAUGAUUACUGGUCAAGCUUCGCCCAUGGGGUUUCUCCGAAUAUCACCAAUCGACAGUAUGAUGUCCCAGUACCUACGCUGACAGAUCUUACUCACGACGGACAAUCAGAAGAAGGGAUCAAAGCCUCCGAAUGCUUUAUUCACCUCUGUACGCUUUCUGUCAUCUUGGGAGAAGUACUACCGUUAGUAUAUGACCUCGAACAGAGGGAUAUCUGGAGGGACAUUCGUCGCCGUGAAACCGAACUAGAUAUUUGGGAGCAAAAUGUUUCUCUGCCUAUCAGUGGUCCGAAUGAGAAAUUCCCCUAUCCUAUUUCCGGUCUGAGUAGCCUCUGUUUGAGCUAUCUGUCCGUACGGUUACUGCUGUGUCGUAUCGCCUUUCGUGCUGCAAAUAAAACCAGCACUAAGGACAUGGACCGAGCCACUAAUCUACGAUAUCAUCUUGGAAGACUUCGCCGCUCGGCUCAAGAUAUCGUGGAAUAUGUCUGCUCUUUAGACAGGGUGCAUUUACAAGAGUUCUGGCUCGUUUACACUGCACAUCAUCUUACAUUUACAUUCAUCAUCCUACUGCGGUGUACCAUCGAAGCCUCCGACGCAGCUGUCACCGAGUCAUGCAAAACCAGCCUAAUUCAAUUCUGGGCCAAACUUCAAGACGCAGCAGAAAAUGACGGUUGGGAUCUGGCCGCAAUGUGUAUUACACGUUGUGGUGAAUCCAUGUCCAAACUGAUGAGCUAUCUGAAUGCGCAGGGCUAUAAGCAUGUGGCGUCCAACGACGGGGUCAUGCAGGGAGCCGGCUCUGAUCCCGAAGCAGUUGAUCGACAGGGUACGGCCGGGGAAACCGACAUAUCAGGUCUUGAGGAGUUGAUUCCAGAUGCUUUACCAUUUUCGAAUCUUGACUUGCUGUUCGAGAAUUCGGCAGAUACGUUUUGGAGCGGGUUGGAUUUCGCUCCACUGUAUGAGGAGGUCGAUACGGGGCAGGUGUAUUUGUAGUUCUAUAAUCAGGGUGAAACGCAAUCAAGAAACAAAAUUGAG